AUGCAGGCGUUGGCGGCGUCCGUGGCGGCCUUGGCGGGCUGCAGAGAUGAAGACGUGGCCGCCCCUCAGGCGGCUGGAGCGGCAGCACUCGGAGGGGAGCACACGGCGGCGGCGCUGCGGCAGCGGGCGGGACCGCCCUGGACGCUCCCCGGCGCGCACCGGCAGGAGGCGGCGCACCGUGAGCAAACAAAUACAGCUGAGAGUCCAUCUGAAAAACUGAAACUGGAUGAUACACAACAAGAAGUUACUUCAAAACAUGAGCAUUCUUCCGAUUUACAAGAACCAUCAGUUAAAAUUCAGUCUCCUAAAUUAAGUGGCAAAUCUAGGGCAGAUUCUGCUUCCAGGGAUGACAGAAAGCAAGAAACAAGUGUGUCGUUUAAUUACAGGAAACAUCUCUUCUCUGAGAGUAGUCAAGAUUCAAGUACCAGUACCAGUGAACUAUCUUGGACCAGUAACCAAAAGAAGAAAUCCCUAAAAUCAUACUCUAGUAGAAAAAAGAUAAGAACCAGGAGUAGUAUAAGAAUCUUGCCACUUUUCCCUCUCAAUAGUGGCAGUGACCAUGACCACAAGAAAGACCCAGCUAAACUUCUAAGACCAUUACGGAAAGACGUGUCCAGGCAAAAUGACACCAUGCCUCCGCAAAUUUCUGAAACAAAAUUCCCAAGUAGUUCUGCCUUUUUAACUCUUGAAGAUUCUGCGAAAAAAACAGGGCUUCGAGGUCCUCACCCACUAAGCAAGUUCUCUUCCUCAGAGCACUCAGAAGAUGAAGAAAAUGUAUAUAAGGCACUACUUAAUUGUUGAUUGUGAACCAAGAGUCAUUACUGGACAGUACUAGCUUCAAACAUACGCUGCAAAACUUGCAAGAUAGAGGCAUCUUCACUCCAUCCUGAGAAGUUGUGCCAGAGAGCUUGAAUGAGUCUGCCCUUCUCACAACCUUUGAAAACUUCACUAGAGAACUGAGAAGAAAAUACAAGGUUAGGUACAGAAGGAGUCCACUUUAUUCAAAAGAUGCAAAGAAAGCACCGAAUUGCAUAAUGAAACUUUUAAACCAGAUAUACCUGUGCAGACUCAAUAAGCUAGAGAAGUUUCAGAAUUUUGUUCUUCAAGGGUUGAGCAAUCUUGAGAAGGAUAUUCAGCCCCUGGAACACCUUGAAAAGGACGCUCUGGAGUUCGAGGGGAAACAGUCUGCUGAUCUGAAAUUGUUCUGUGAUCUGCAAGUGCUGAGGUGUUCCUCUGCACCCUGACCGUCUGUCCUCUGAGGAUCCGUUUCGUCUUCAGGCGGCUGUGUCCAGAAAAAAACUUAUAAUCUGGGUUGCAGACUUCCAGAUGGAGGUUUGAAAUCUACCUAUAGUAGAUCUCCAUUUGCAGGCAUCUAAAGUUGAGAACAUCCUGAGGGAAGAUCCAUCAUGGUUGGACAGCAGAGAUUGGUACCGCAGGACUGCUCUACAUUUGGCCUGUGCC
Molecule: messenger RNA, 1461 nt
Organism: Lemur catta (Ring-tailed lemur)
Lineage: Eukaryota; Metazoa; Chordata; Mammalia; Primates; Lemuridae
Product: synaptonemal complex protein 2-like
Exons: 18
Coding region: 1-801 (266 amino acids)
Source: RefSeq, a predicted model, not a curated record